UGAGUGGCCUGCUCUAACUUCCACCGCCUUGACUGCCCUGUCUCUGACUGCCCUGUCUCUGACUGCCCUGUCUCAUGUUAUCACCGCCUUAACUCCCCUGGCCCCCCUGCCUCAGACGAGGCGACUGAGUCAGUCUCCAUGCUAUAUAAAGCCUUGUUCUGGUCUCAAUAACUGCUCCCCAUCGUCUGAAUAGCUGCCUAACUCAAGAAUGGUCAAGGUCAUCGUCGGAACCAUGGGCAGGAGCCCGUUUGCCAAGACAGAAGCAAUGUCGACCCCGGCGCAGUUCAAGGCCUUCCUUGGCGCCUGCCAGAGCUACGGCGUCAAGGAGCUCGACACGGCGCGCGUGUACAGCGCCGGCGAAAACGAACGGCUGCUGGGCGAGGUGAAUGCCGGAAAGCAGUUCCAGGUCAGCACAAAGAUCAACAUCACCGGCGAGGGCGCCCUGAAGCGCGACAGCAUCCUCCGGAGCGCCGACGAGAGCCUCGCGUCGCUGAGGGAGCAGGCCGUCGACAUCUUCUAUAUACACCGGCCCGACCGCUCGGUGGCGAUGGAGGAGACGUGCAGCGCCAUCAACGACCUCUACCAGCAGGGCAAGUUCAAGCGCUUUGGCAUCUGCAGCUACGCAGCCAGCGAGGUAGAGGAGAUGCACGCGCUGUGCAAGGCCAAGGGCUACGUACUGCCAAGCGUCUACCAGGGCAACUACAACCCGCUGGCGCGCCGGCCCGAGACGGAGCUGUUCCCCACGCUGCGCAGGCUCGGCAUUCACUUCUACGGCUUUGGUCCCUUGGCCGGCGGGCUCCUGGCCAAGCCCGCCCAGGACAUCUCCGUGUCCAACAAGGAGUCGCGCUUCGGCGCGCUGCCCAUGCUCGGCAGCUUCUACCUCAAGGACGACAUCGUGUCGCAGGUCCGGAAGCUGCAGGACCUCUGCCGCUCGCACGGUGUCUCGUCCAUGGACGCGACGCUGCGCUGGCUGAUGCACCACUCGCCGCUGGGGCCCGACGACGGCGUGCUGCUGGGCGCCUCGUCCGUCGAGCAGGUGCAGGGCAACCUCAAGGCCACACAGGGCGGGCCGCUGAGCGAGGACCUCGUCGGCGCGUUUGAGGACUUGUGGAAGAGCGUCGAGGCCAUUGCUCCUCCCUAUCAUCAGUAGUGGGCCGUCAUUAGCAGCGUGCCAUCACCUAUAGUUGGCCAUCACCAGUAGCAGCUCAUCACUGUUGGCCAUCACGAGUAACAGCUCAUCACUAUUGGCCAUCACCAGUAGCAGCUCAUCACUAGUAGCAGAACACCAGUAGCAGGCCCAUCACUCGGCUGUGUGAUUCUUACAUAAUAGUCUAUCCGUGCACACUCCCAACUUGAU
Acaromyces ingoldii is the source of this 1357-nucleotide messenger RNA. Its product is annotated as Aldo/keto reductase. The transcript has a single exon. The coding region runs from base 209 to 1150 and encodes 313 amino acids. The record is from RefSeq and is a predicted model, not a curated record. Lineage: Eukaryota; Fungi; Basidiomycota; Exobasidiomycetes; Exobasidiales; Cryptobasidiaceae.